AUGGAGCUACCAAAGCUGAAAUCAAGAAGAACGGGCAAUCGUAGUGCCGUUACCAGACUUUUACGAAAAUUUGCCGAUGCAAAAGAAAGUUCUGAAUUCGACCGAGAGGAGCUGUUAGCCACAUACGAAAAUCUACAACAGAAGAAGAAGUUACUCGACACACUGAAUGAACAAAUUGAGAACGCAUCGGAAACAGAGGAUAUAGAGACGGAAAUCGUAGACACAGAUGAGUAUACUACAAAUUUUGUUACUAAAUUGAGACAUUUUAAGAUAUUCAUAGAUAAGACAUUACAACCUAUUUCCAAUCAACCAUCACAUUCGUCUUAUCAAGUUUUAAAUGUAGACAGUCCACCGUUCAUCCCUACUAGUUCACCCGAAAUUGUACAGACAAGUUAUGUCGCCCCGUCAUUGCCACAGUCAAAUGAUGCCGCUCGAAUUUUAACAGAGACAAGCCAAAUUGCCACAUCAAUUCCCACGUCAAGCUAUGCUCUCCCGUCCGCUAUAUCCAGCAAUCACCGUUUGCCAAAAUUAACUUUGCCUACAUUUAAUGGCAAUAUAUUAGAAUGGCCAAGCUUUUGGGAUUCGUACGAAUCAGUAGUUCAUCACAACCCAACAUUGACAGAUGUUCAAAAGUUUAGUUAUUUGAAGGCCCAAUUAGAAAACGAAGCCGCUCAGACAAUUGCCGGAUUUUCUCUAACUAACGCUAAUUAUACCGAAGCCGUUAAUGUUCUGAUAGAGAGAUUUGGACAGACUCAUAAAAUCACACAAGCACACCUACAAGCACUGCUUGAUAUUACGCCACCCCGAGGUGACCUCAUAAGCCUGAGAAUGUUUUAUGACAAAAUGGAGAGUUUAGUUAGAGGACUUGAAUCGCUUGGACAGACACAGGACUCAUACGGUAAUUUAUUAGUACCGAUUAUAAUCAGCAAACUGCCCGGAGAAAUCAGAAAGCAACUCGCGCGGGAGCAUGGUACGACAAAUUGGUUACUACGAGAUCUUAGAAAAAGUAUACUUAAGGAAAUACAAAUUAUGGAAGCCGGACAAGUUUCACAGACGGAAACUGAUAUUUCGACUUCAACCUUUUUCGCCGGUGCUAAAUCACAAAGAAAACACAACGCAAGUACUAGAAAUGCAAAUCACCAUUUAACAGCUAAGCCGUGCAUUUUCUGCAAAGAUAUUCAUUCACCUGCCAAUUGCCCGAAAAUACGCGAUUUAGAUAAACGCCUCGCUAUCGUUAAACAAAACCAUUUAUGUUUCAACUGCCUCGGUAAACAUCACAUAAAGGAAUGCAAAUCAAAAGGCUCAUGUCGUAACUGCAGUAAAAGACACCACACUAGUUUAUGUAGCGAAGUUAAACACACCGCAGACCCCGAAAAGAGAAGUAACGCUGACACUAGAAAUUCUUUAAACAGUUGUAAUAAGAACGAAACUACGUCAUCUACAUCAACUAUAGUAAAUCUUGUGAAGGACACCGAGAUACAAGAAGAUUCCACGAUUUUACACUCGUCAGCACAAUUUCACUCAAAUGUAUUGUUGAAAACUGCCGUGGCCCCCGUUUGGUCAGAUCGUCAUUGCACUGAUACUAAUAUUUUGUUUGAUGAAGGCGCUCAAAGAUCUUUUGUAACGGAGAGUCUUGCGCGUAAAUUGAAUUUACAGAGAGAAGGAGCCGACAAUAUUCAACUCUCAUCAUUCGGAGAAACCAACGCAAAUGCUAGGCGACUUGAUAAAGCUACAGUUUAUGUUGAAACUGAAACUGGACAUAAAAUCCCAAUACAGGUUUUAAUCGUUCCCAUGAUAGCUACGCCGUUACAGAACCACAUUCGUUACAUUGACAGGAACAAUAACUAUUUGAAAGGACUAAAGCUCGCACAUCCUGUUACGCAACAAGAUACUUUUGAAAUUUCGUUAUUAAUUGGAGCCGAUUUUUAUUGGGAAAUUAUUGAAGAUAAAGUUGUACGCGGAAACGGACCUAUCGCAGUCAAAUCGAAACUAGGAUACUUACUUUCAGGACCGUUACACUCAGGAAAAUCUCAGUACUCAACAACAUCUAGUAUUUUCAAUGUGCUUAUUUCACGUAAAACUGAGGAACACGACUUAGAAGCGUUUUGGAAGCUCGAGGCUAUAGGGAUUGAAUCUCCGGAAGUACACGAAAAAGAGAAUGAUUACAUACGAAAUUACCAAGAAUCUUCAAUUGAGUUUCGAGACCACAAAUAUUACGCAAAGUUACCCUGGAAAACUGACCACGAUGAGUUACCAUUAAACUAUGCUGUAACAAAGAAAAGAACAGAAAGCGUAAUAAGAAGACUGCGCCAAGAACCAAAUAUGUUAAAGAAGUACAGCGAUAUCAUAACGGAUCAAGAAAACCGCGGAUUCAUUGAAAGAGUAUAUGAAACUGAACCGAUUCCGAACAAAAUUCACUACAUUCCACAUCAUCCAGUAAAAAAGGACUCAAGCACGACGCCAAUAAGAAUAGUGUAUGAUUGUAGUUGUCGGAUUUCAUCAAACCAUCCCAGUUUGAAUGACUGUCUCAUGAACACUCCGCCGAUACUUAAUGAUUUAACGAAGAUUUUAAUUCGAUUUCGACUCAACCGUUAUGCCAUAUCAACGGACAUUGAAAAAGCCUUUCUACAUGUUGGACUACACGAAGACGACAGGGAUGUCACACGGUUUCUAUGGCUAAGCAAUCCAUCAGAUCCUGAUAGCCAUUUGAUUGAAUACAGAUUUAAAGCUGUACUAUUUGGAGCAACUUGCUCACCUUUCAUUCUGAAUGCCACGUUAUUAAAACAUUUACAGCAAACCAACAAUACAACAACGAAAUUAUUAGAAAGGGACCUGUAUGUUGACAACAUAUUGUCUAGCUUAAAUACAGAAGAUGACGCCAUUGUUUAUUUCAAAGAAGCUCGUACAUUAAUGAACAAAGCCGGUUUUAAUCUGAGAUCUUGGACUUCAAACAGCGAAAAGGUUCGUACAUUAGCAGCAACAGAAAACGUACUCGAUACAGAUGAAGAAACAAAGAUUUUAGGAAUGCGAUGGAACAGCGUAACCGAUGAACUGUUUUACCCAAAACGAGAAAUUCUUAAUUCUUCACAAAUAGUAACUAAGCGUGAAAUUUUGAAACAUUCGUCACGAAUUUAUGACCCUCUCGGACUAUUAAGUCCAGUCACAAUUAGAAAUAAAAUACUUUUACAAGACAUAUGGAAAAGAGGAUUUGACUGGGACCAAAAAGUUGAUGAAGACAUACGUAUUUCAUGGAUGGAUCUUGCCAAAGACGUAGAACAAGUUACACAUGAGGUAUUUAAUAGAUACUUAUUUUCUAAAACUAGUUGUAACUCAACAGAAAAUAAUUUACAUGUAUUUGUUGAUGCUAGUACAAAGGCGUAUGGUGCAGUAGCAUACUUGUGUAACGGAAGUGAUAGUACACUCGUGAUGGCAAAGUCAAGAGUAGCCCCGCUUAAAGAACUUACGUUACCACAACUUGAAUUAAUGGCCGCCGUUAUUGGGGCACGUUUAGUAAAUCACCUUAAAUCAACAUUAGAAUGUUCAAGCAUAACUGUUUGGUCCGACAGCCAGAUAGUCUUACAUUGGUUAAAAUCAACAAAAACGUUAAAACGUUUUAUUACAAAUCGAGUGAACGAGAUAAAUGAUUUGACGUAUUCUCAUAUGUGGAAAUAUUGCCCAACUGACUGUAAUCCAGCCGAUUUGUUAACCCGUGGUAUAACAAGCGAGAGGUAUAAGGAAAGUACAUUAUGGAAAAAAGGACCCAGUUGGCUUACGGACACUUCUAAAUUUCCAAAUACCACAAUUGUAAGCGACGCCUCAUUAUCUGUUUUAAUCAAUGACCAAGAAAACAGUCAAGCGACAAGAGACAUUUCAACUGAUAAAAAUGAAAAUCAACCAGGACUUCACGUUAUUAUGGAGAUAAACCGAUAUGGAUCGUAUAAGAGACUGUUACGUAUAACUGCUUAUGUACAACGUUUCGUUAAUGAAAUAACACGACUAUGUAAAUCUGAGAAAUUACAGGAAGCAUUUUCUUUACAAGGAAUUGAAUGGCGAUUUAUACCGAAACGCGCACCAUGGUUUGGAGGCUGGUGGGAACGUCUCAUUGGUUUAACAAAAACUAGCUUACGAAAGGUACUUGGAAAAUCGCUAAUUGAUUUAGAAACACUUCAAACAGUAACAACGGAGGUUGAAUCUAUUCUCAAUGAUCGACCCUUAACUUACAUUUCUUCAGAUGUAGUGGAUUCGGAACCUCUUACUCCAGCUCAUCUUUUAUACGGACGACGCAUUAAUACACUGCCAUAUCCUCGUGGAGAAGAUAUUGAUAUUGAAAACUAUGAGUUCAUGAACAUUACGAAUUUAGAUAAACGUGCAAAGAGACAAUCGUUAAUAAUUCAACAAUUUUGGAAUCGAUGGAAAUCAGAGUACCUGACUUCUCUCAGAGAAUUUCACCAAAAAACCGGGAAUAAUAAAAGAAGGAUUGAAAUUGGAGACUUAGUACAAAUUCACGAUGAGAAACCUAGAAUUGGAUGGAAAACCGCAAUUGUUGAGGAUUUAGUUAAAGGAAAUGAUGGACAUGUUCGUUCAGCAGUUGUAAGAACUAAGAACGGAAUUACAAAUAGACCAAUUGUAAAGUUAUAUCCGCUCGAAAUCCAUAUAGAGAGUGAAAACACGGACACGGAACAAAAAACAACACACCCGACGAAGAAAGACGAUGUCACAGAACGACAGUUAUCCACCAGAGAAGCAUCUAAACGUGCGAAAGAGAACAUUAAAACAUUUUAUGGACUUUCGAAGUAA
Messenger RNA from Mytilus trossulus (common blue mussel), 4797 nucleotides. RefSeq lists its product as uncharacterized. Bases 1 to 4797 code for a protein of 1598 amino acids. Lineage: Eukaryota; Metazoa; Mollusca; Bivalvia; Mytilida; Mytilidae. Gene Ontology annotation, molecular function: nucleic acid binding. The record is from RefSeq and is a predicted model, not a curated record. The transcript has 2 exons.